AUGUCCGUCAUUGCGCACGUAGACCAUGGGAAGUCGACCUUGACGGAUUCUCUGGUAUGCAAGGCUGGUAUCAUCGCCGACUCCCGAGCUGGCGACGCUCGGUUCACAGAUACUCGAAAAGACGAGCAAGAUCGCUGUAUCACAAUCAAAUCCACAGCCAUCAGUCUGUACAAUAAAAUGUCUGAAGAAGACGUUCAGAUGGUGAAGUCAGUUCAACCUCUAGCCAUUAAUGCUGAUGGGACUGAGGAACGAGGCUUCUUGAUCAACCUAAUCGAUUCUCCCGGUCACGUUGAUUUCUCUUCUGAGGUCACUGCCGCUCUUCGUGUCACAGAUGGUGCUCUUGUGGUAGUAGAUUGUGUCUCCGGCGUCUGUGUUCAAACCGAGACGGUGCUCCGACAGGCCAUCGCUGAACGUAUCAAACCA
This is a messenger RNA of Echinostoma caproni, 423 nucleotides long. Lineage: Eukaryota; Metazoa; Platyhelminthes; Trematoda; Plagiorchiida; Echinostomatidae. The record is from the annotation of a GenBank genome assembly.